ACCUGCAUUCUACAACUGCUCACUUUACUGGAGAUGGUCAAGAGAACAAGAUGUCCUCUUGCUGUUGUCCUACUUUGAGGUGCUCUGGGCUCAGGAGAGUCCAGAGCAAGAGAUGUUCAUGUAGCUGUCGAUGUCAGCUCGGCCCUCUUCUCCGAAGCUUCUGGUUAUGUGGCGGGAGACCUCAACAGAGCUGCACCCAGGAGAUCUUGGAGGAGAUGGUCUGUGGCUUCAACUACUCCAACUCCCUAGACAAUGAUCGGGUGCACCCGACAAACAGGGAUCGGUGCUGUUCUGAGGAAUCAACCGUAUCCCUGGGUGAGGCCAGGACCAUGCUGACGCUCAGAGAAGGGAGAGUGGAUGGUUUUCUACAGUCCUUCGUACCAUCCUCCCAGAACAGAAGCCUCGCCAACAACCCAGUCAUUUCUUGUCUCUACCAAUUGUUCACCACAGCCCAACAGGUCCUGGGCCAGCAAUUCUCCAGCACCCUCUCUCCCAUCUUGGGGACCUGGCCUGACCAGAACCUGCAGGACACCUGGCCGUCCCUGCACUGUGCCUGCUUUGAAGUACAGGAGUCCUGGGUGCAGGCAAAUCUGUAUGACCUGUAUUGCCAUGCCCCCAUUAUCGUGAUGCCACGGGAACUUCUGCAGCUCACUGAGGCAGAUGCAGAGUCAGAGGUUCCAGCUCCACGGCUCCUUCCAGCAUCUCCUCCGUCAGCUGUUCCAGACCUGGGACAAGAGCUCGUGCCUUCUUCAUGUGUGCCAGGUCAUGAGCUGCAGUCAGUUCCACCACCAGCCUUCCUGGGGAUUGUCGCUCCUUCCCUAAGCACAAAGACAGAGCCACCUCUAGCCCCAGAGGAGACUUGCCCCUGGUGCGGAACCCCUGAGCACCAACAGCAUGAGGAGCAGCCAGGGCUCAUGGCCUUCCCUCCCAAGCUGGUGGCAGAGCAGUUGACCUCCAUAGACGCGGAUCUGUUCAAGAAGGUGCAGCCUCAACAGUGCCUGGGCUCCAUCUGGUCCAAGAGAAAUGAGCCUGGAUAUGAGCACCUGACAUGCACAGUCAGUGCCACCAUCAGCCAGUUCAACAACGUGGCCAACUGUGUCAUCACCACCUGCCUUGGCAAUGCACACAUGACAGCCCGGGACAGGGCCGUGGUGGUGGAGCACUGGAUCAAGGUGGCCAAGGCCUGCCAAGCCUUACGGAACUACUCCUCCAUGCACGCCAUCCUCUCUGCUCUGCAGAGUGUCUCAAUUCACCGCCUGAAGAACACAUGGGCCAAAGUUUCCAGGAAGAAGAUUCAAACAUUUAAAAAACUGUGCAGCAAAGACAAUCCCCAGAGCAGGAACCUGCUUCUCAAGGUAGUAUGGAAGGUGUUGGGAUAGAAAGAGAGGAGGCGUGGGAGCAACGGUGUCCUUCGUGAGUGAAUUAGGGACUGGCCCGGAGCAUUCCUUCAGCGAGUGAAGCCUUCGGCAUGAACACGGAUGCAGCCUGGGGUGAAAAUCCACAAGGGGUGGAAAAGCAGUUGCUGCUCGACCAGAAUCCCUAGGCUGGACACACGCGCUCCCUGUCACCAGCUGGUCCAGAUGGGGGCCUCUCCCAAACUUGAACGCCCAGAGGACAGGCCUCUGCUCAGUGAGGGGUUUGCAUGGGAUGAGGGCCACAACAAUGAUGGUAGGAAUAGGACCCUGGGUCCUCGGGAGACCAAGGGAGGGAGGUGGAAUUCUCACCUUUCCCAGUGAGGAACCAGGCUCAGGGAGGCCAGGCUGCAAGCUCAAGGUCACACAGGGAGUGAAUGUUGGAGCUGAGGUUGUUCUAGAAUCACUCAUGGCAGGCUUAAGGAUAACGUAGCAUUCAACCCUCUGCCUUGGAUCGGAUGUCCAGGGUCUGAAGUCAAAGAUGGUGGGGAGAAGCGGUCGGAGGUGAUCAUGGUCUUGAGGAACUUGUCCUUGGCCCUGCAGGAACGGCCAUCUAAACUUGGAGCCCUGGGGAUAAAUGUGCAGAGAGCAUGGAAGAGGCGGCAGCAGCAGAAGGGUGUUGUCCCCUUCCUGGGCACCUUCCUCACUGACCUGUUCAUGCUGGAUACUGCCAUGGAGGAGUACCUGGAGGGCAAUGAGGUCAACCACCGGAAGAAGAAUAAGGAGUACAGAGUCAUGACCGAGAUCCUGCUGCUCCAGGUGGCUGCAGAUCGGUACCACAUAGAGCCCGAGUAUCCAUUUAGGGCCUGGUUCCAGUCUGGGAAGUGGCUCAGUGAAGAGGAGAGCUACAUCCUGUCCUGCCAGCUGGAGCCCCGAACCUCCUCACAGACAGGAAGAACUGGCCGCAGUCACCCUCAGGCCUGAGCACGGGGCCUGUCUGCUCGACACCACUUCCUCCCGCCUCUUCACUUAUUGGGAGGACCAAUAUUUCAUUGUCUUAACUAGUAAAUGGUAGAUUUCAAUGUUAUAAUAUUAAAGCCUCUUUACAGUCCAA
This is a messenger RNA of Canis lupus familiaris (dog), 2466 nucleotides long. Its product is annotated as ral guanine nucleotide dissociation stimulator-like. NCBI's taxonomy places the organism in Eukaryota, Metazoa, Chordata, Mammalia, Carnivora, Canidae. The transcript is spliced from 12 exons. The coding region runs from base 51 to 1379 and encodes 442 amino acids. Gene Ontology annotation, cellular component: plasma membrane. The record is from RefSeq and is a predicted model, not a curated record. Gene Ontology annotation, molecular function: guanyl-nucleotide exchange factor activity. Gene Ontology annotation, biological process: positive regulation of GTPase activity; Ras protein signal transduction.